GCUGCGAGAGCUGGCUUGGUGAUGUUUAACAAGCCCCAGGAUUCCAUCUUCGACUGGAUCUUUGGAACCCCAGACUUGGAGUACUACCGCAAGGCGGCAACAAUGUCGGCGGCAAAGUACGGGAUCCAACUGGCAGAGGAUCCGAUCUUUGUGACGUGGGCCAUGAACUCCGAUUCAGUGGAGCACAGCCUCUGGCCCCAGGCGCGCAACUUCUGGUUGCUCACCUCUCUCAUGGCUUUGCCUAUUUGUGCCACGGCAAGUGCCCUCGCCGAGGUCCUCAGCUCUUUGUCGGUUCCGAAAGGAUAUGUGCCCUUCUUCGAGAAG
Messenger RNA from Symbiodinium pilosum, 324 nucleotides. The record is from the annotation of a GenBank genome assembly. Lineage: Eukaryota; Dinophyceae; Suessiales; Symbiodiniaceae.